Molecule: messenger RNA, 1146 nt
Organism: Sinocyclocheilus anshuiensis
Lineage: Eukaryota; Metazoa; Chordata; Actinopteri; Cypriniformes; Cyprinidae
Exons: 1
Coding region: 1-1146 (381 amino acids)
Source: RefSeq, a predicted model, not a curated record
AUGGGGAGCUCCCUUGGUUGUGUGAAACAACCCAGGGAUGCUGGACCAGGUGGUGCUGCACCACUAUCAACCAAAAGAAAACUUCGCUUUAGACGAAAACGAAAGGUCAAACAGAAGUUUAAAGGUGCCGAAGGGGAGGACAAGAGAAGCCACAUCCUUGAAGAGAAGGACAGUGGAAGCAUUGAAGUUACGGAGGAGUCUACGACAAGAGCCCCUGAUUCAACCAAAUUGGCAUCUGGACAAAUAACUACUGAAACUGAUACACCCACCAAUGUUGUCCUUGUUCCUGGUAUGGCCCCAAUAUUUGGAAGCACAGGGACAUUGCGUGGCAGCAAGAUGGCUAUUCUUUCCCCAGAUCCCAGUCCAGCCUGGCUGGGGGCACUUCGCCAGUUUGAGGUAGAGGGACUCUGCGAAGAAUCUCAUGCUGAAUUAGAGCAAGGCAACACAACACCUGGAGGAGGAAGAGUCUGUAAGGUUCGAGAGCGAGUUCAGGGGGUGUUAGAGAGACCCUGUCUUUUACGCUCCAAACGUGGUGACCUGGAAGUAGAGAAGGAAGGAGGGGAUGUGCAUGGGCAGAGUGAACUGAUGUUCAGUGAGCCCUCAGAAACUGAGAAGAAGGGAGUUGUUCACAUUCGUGAGUUUGAAGGGCAACUUUGUGUGGUCCGAACUGUCUAUCCAAGGGACUAUGGGUCGCCCGUCUGGCGUGACAAAGAACUUGAGGUCCAUUCUGGACCUCCAGCUGCAUCUCCUGUUACUGGAGGCAUUACGAAAAUACAAGUGUCCACAACUCAAGUGCGACCACCCGGAAAGAACGACUCUGCCAAACCAGCAACAGCUGCAGCUCGGGAAAAAAAAGGGGAAGAGUUCCUAUUUGACAACUCUGCUCAAGUAGCUGAAGGUUUUGGCCCCCCACCACAAGACCUUCAGUCUUCAGGUUAUGCUAGCGAUGUGCCUCUCACCUCGCCCGAGACGGGAGGUGCUGUUCAGACUGAUUGGGGGAGUUCCUCUGAUGUGCUUGAUUCUUCCGUGCUUGAGAGUCCCAUCUCCCCCCAAGAGAUACCGGCUCAACCCUCCACUCAGGUCAGAUUCUUUUCUCGUUGUCUUCCUAAAGCUCUUUUAUAUGGCUUUUGUAGAAUAAAAGGGUAG